CUUUUUGCUGACAGUACCACAAAAAAUCGUUUUGUUUACGUUCUUUUGUAAGCAACUAAAAAUGGGCAAAAGUGAGAAAAAAUCAAAGAAAAAGCACAAGGAAAAGCGCAGGGAGCACAAGGACAAGCACAAGUCAAGAAAGUCAAAAAAGCACAGCCGGAAAAAGGAGGAGUCCCCUCCGCCAGCUCCUCCGCAGCCAAAGCAGCCCGAAAGUGGCAGCGAGGAGGAGGACUUUGCCAUCCCAAUAGCACUGAUGAACAGCAAGUCGCAUGCACCAGAAACUCCGGAAGAAUACCAGCGCCGGCAGAGCCAAAUUCGCAGGGAGGUGGAUCCGGUCACAGGACGAGUCCGCCUCAUUAAGGGCGACAGCGAGGUGUUGGAGGAGAUCGUGACCAAGGAGCGCCACGCCGAGAUUAACAAGAAGGCCACACGCGGAGAUGGGGAGUUUUACGAGUCCAGAUCUCUGGACGCCGCCAGGCGUCGUAAAUAGCUCAUAGCAAAAACCAAAGGACAUUUAAUUUGUCUUGUAGUAAUAAUUAAUAACUGUCAGUUUAAUUAAACAAAAGGCUAGCUAGCGACUACAUAUAUGUACACGCGAAA
Drosophila ficusphila is the source of this 600-nucleotide messenger RNA. Its product is annotated as ADP-ribosylation factor-like protein 6-interacting protein 4. The coding region runs from base 62 to 490 and encodes 142 amino acids. The record is from RefSeq and is a predicted model, not a curated record. The transcript is spliced from 2 exons. NCBI's taxonomy places the organism in Eukaryota, Metazoa, Arthropoda, Insecta, Diptera, Drosophilidae.